UAUAGUCCCGUUCAUCUAUCCUCUUCUUCCUGUCUUUCCCCACGCGCAACGGCGGCGGCGACGACCUCACCUCCCCACGCGCGACGGUUGCGGCGACCGGGUUUCUCAUCUGUCCAUCGACCCUCUCCUCCCACUGAAGCGCCACCUCGACUGGGCUCCAAGUUCGCUGAGGACUUCUCUGCUGCGCUGUAGAGUACCACCGGCCUACCAGGGGUUUAUCUCCGAGGUUUCAGCUGAACCCAAUGGCGCAAGUUACUGCGACCGCGAAUGCUCAGCUGCUUGGUUUUCCUGCCGCAAGCCGCUAUGGUGGUCCUGUGAGGCCGCGUGCAGGGCCGGCGUUUCUGAAUCUGCGUGCUCCUGCACUUCGCCAUGACAGAAAAACGCAACCUCUGAGAGUUUCAGUAGGUGCUGCUUUGUUCCCUCCAUCAUUCACAAAGUAUGAUCCUAUCAAAGGCAUUAAACCAUUGCUGUCAGUCAAGAAGUUACGUCCUGGAACUCAAGUUGGCUGUCAAGCAUCUUUAUCAUCAUUCAGCUAUCCUGAGUUAGAAUCCAAACCAAGAUGGUGGUGGAGAACCCUAGCGUGUGUUCCCUAUCUUCUCCCACUGCACAACAUGUGGUCCUUUGCAGAUGCUGUGUAUCAGCUUCAUCCAUACUUGCAGCAAUUUUCAUUGUUCUAUGCAUUCAUUGACACAAUGGCAUUAGUCCCAGGAUGGCUCUUUCUGAUGAUCUUCAUGACUAUCUACUUCUUUGUGGUUAGAGGGAAAUGGUCACCACACUUCCUGCGGUUUCACAUCAUAUUGGCUAUUCUCCUUGAUACUGGUUCUCAAGCUUUGGCGACAAUGUGCAACUGGAAUCCAAGCAUUGUUUUUCAGGGUAAACCAAUGGUGUUUUUCUGGAUGACAAUUGCCUUCAUUCAGAUAUCCACAGUUCUUGAGUGCAUGAGGUGUGCGCUGGCAGGCAUGUAUCCCAACGUUCCUUUUGUGUCUCACACUGCGUUCAUCCAUUCUGAUCUGAAUUUGUUCAGGUAGUUGGUUAGUGCAAUGUGCAUCUUUUGAAUAUAAGUAUUAAGGGAUUUUUUGUAUGAGAUAUUUGAAAACAGACGAGGCAACAAUAUGUUUGGAACCUGCAUUCUGGGAUACACAAGGUGGGGAUGUGGGAUGAAAUCAGGGGCAAUGCUUUCUCUGCAGUGUUGGCUCUUGGCAGCUCAAGUAACUGCAUUCUUGUAAUAUUCGUAGCCAGAGAGUUACUUGGCAUAUGAUUUUGGUCGUGUUUUCAAACAUAAGUUGUUUGAAGGAUUAAUAGAUGUUUGAUUUUUUAAUAGGAUGACCAUUUGAAA
This is a messenger RNA of Oryza brachyantha (malo sina), 1336 nucleotides long. Its product is annotated as protein TIC 20-I, chloroplastic-like. The coding region runs from base 243 to 1028 and encodes 261 amino acids. The transcript is spliced from 3 exons. The record is from RefSeq and is a predicted model, not a curated record. NCBI's taxonomy places the organism in Eukaryota, Viridiplantae, Streptophyta, Magnoliopsida, Poales, Poaceae.